CUUUGUCUUUAAUUAAAAUGCAUACAUAUUUAGUCUCAAUAUCAAAUUGCCCAGGGCCCAUUGCCAUGUGGGUUGUAAUUCGUUUGUAGCCCCCGUGCUUUUGCCUGCUCCGGUCUCUGCCCACACAAAUGCUCGAAAUAACUCUGACUCUAAUGAGUUGCUCUACUCUCAUUGAAGAUUCUCGAGUCUUGGCUUCCGUUGAGUCUCGUCACUUACGUCAGUUUGGACGAAAGUGCCAUCGGGAACUCCCUCCAAAGAUCACCAUCAAGCAAGGUCGCAACCUCGAGAUCCCAUCGCCAACAAGGAGGCAGUGCUUGUCCGUACCAGAGCCAGCUGUCUGACAGCUUUAGUGUAACUCUGUUGACGCUCUGUGCAAUAAGAAAUCAUCAAGAGGUAGAUAGAAGUGCCGUCCUUCGUUCUUUCUAGACGGUUGAGGUUUUUGCUGGCAAACCAAGUGUAUCCAGAACAUGAGGGUUUCAUCGGCAGCCCUUCGGUUAUUUUUGGCCGUUGUGACUUCCACCGUGUCGGCCUUUCAACAGUUGCCGUUUCUUUCGGGGCACGCAAAACAACAAUCAGCAAUCCGACGAGAGCAUGCAGCUCUUACCAAGCUACAGGAACAUAAACAAUCUUGGUUUGAUCAAUUCUCGUUCGCUUCCUCUCCCGAGAGCCGCCGUGCUCUGGGCAUUGAUGGCAAAGAUAUGGACCACACGACAGCAGCAGAAGCUCCAGAAGAAACAAAGGCAGAAGAAGCAAAGGAGGAAGAAACUGCAACUCCAAAGCUCUUCUUUUCGAAUGAACCUCCUGAACCUCAGCCACCCAGAGAUGCGCCACCAAAAUCCGCUGUGGAUGCCCAAACCAAACGAGAAGCCGAGUCUGCAGAAAAGGAAGAAGCCGGGGAGAAAGCAAAAUCAUUUAGCAUUUGGGAUUUAGUUGGGUUGGGAGAUGACGAUAAGCCGUCGUCGGCCCCAGAAACAAAGCCAGAAGAGGCAGCAGUGGAGGAGGCAUCUUCCACAGAACCCGUUGCUAGUGCCGAAGAAGUACCGGAAGUGGAAGAAGAGAAGCAAGAGGAGGAAAUAUCGGUGGAUGAGCCGGUUGUUUCGGAGGCUGAAGAAGCUGAGAAAGCUGAGAAAAUAGAAGAGGAGGAGGAGCCAGCUCAGGUGGAAGAACCAACACCCACAGAGCCCAAAGAACCUAUAGUUUCCAAAAUUGCUGACAAACUAAUCAACGAACCUCUCCUGACGCCAGAACAGACCGAAGAGGUCAGCCAAGCUGCCAAGGCCGUUGUAUCGAAGGUUGUGAGCCCCAUCAUUGGCGGAGAGGUUGAAAAGGGUGUACCCCAGUCCACCAUCCAAUCCACAGCCUUGGCGAGUGCCCUCUUUGCCUACAUGAUGUCUAGAGACAUUACCACGGCCGCAGUGACGCUUGUGGUCUCGGGUCUGUUUGCCAUAACUCCAGGACCGAUUGGGGAUGUUUUUCGAACGAUUGGUGAAUUGGUGGGUGACGUCCUGUACCGAAGCUGGAACUUGUCAAACAAAUUGGGCGUUACGGAUGCAGUCAGCGAAAAGCUGGCUCUCAUGGAAUAUGGUGCCAAAAUAGAAAAGCUGCAACGCGUUGAGAGUGAAGUGACAGAAGCGUUGCAACAGGCAGAAGCCAGUCUGGAAGGCAUGACGGCCGACGAAGCGGCAGGAUUUCAAAACGAAGUGCAGAAUGCCCUUAAAGAAGCAGACGAAGCCAUUGCCGUUGCCAAGCGCAUACAGGAAGACAAGAUGCGACUAGCUGAUGAGGAAAAGGAGGAGCUGCAACUCGACGACAAGGCCGAUCAGGCCGAUGCCAAACUGGCCUCAGUGGCAGAGGAAGCCCUUCGAUUGGCGGCAGAAGCAUCCCGUACGGCGGCCAAGUACAGUGACACUACAAUCUUUUACGAUGCAGCAGCUAGGCUCGCAUACGAAAACAGCCGCAAGACUACCAGUUUUGAAGCCUUCAAACAAAAGUAUGAAGCCGACGCAGUGGCUGAUGUCAAAGCCAAGGCUUUCGUCAAGAAGAAAGAAGAGGAAGAUCGAAAGGCGUUAGAAGCGCGAAUUGCCGAGGAACAACGGUUAGCAGAAGCGAAGCGUCUUGCUGAGGAGGAAGCAGCACGGAUUGCAGAAGAAGAACGACGGGCCGAAGAGGCGCGCAUUGCGGAAGAAAAACGGCUGGUCGAAGAAGCCAGGAUUGCCGACGAGCAACGUCUAGCAGAGGCGAAGCGUCUCGCAGAGGAAGAAGCAGCCCGGAUUGCCGAGGAAGCUAGAUUGGCCGAAGAGGAAGCCAGGUUGGCUGAAGAGGAACGGGCAGCGGAGGCCAAGCGUUUGGCCGAGGAAGCUAGAUUGGCCGAUGAAGCUGGCUUCGAGGAGCCAGAUUUUGAAGACGAAGGGUUCAGCGACGAGGACUGGGAAGCGUCUGUAGAAAUGGCCAAGAAAAAUGCUGAUGGAAUAAUUGUGGACUCUGAUGUAGAUUUGGACGAUUCGGUAAAGGCGGAUUGGGAUGCGGCUGGAAAAUUCGCACAAAGUCUGGGGGGUGGAGGACCAGCUGAAGAACCACCAAUGUUCGAAGACGAUGAAGUCGACUUUGACAUGGAAGAGUUGGCCCGUGCCGCCCGUGCAGCGGUUGAAAAGUUCGAAGAAGAAGCACCAGAAAGCAACAACGUUUCGGUAGAGGAUGCUGACGACGAAGACGAUUUCCUCACAAUGUUCGAUGAUGAUGAAUCUGGCGGGAUUGAUGGCUUACGAGACACAUUUGCGGAAGUGUUCGGCAACGACGAUGGUGGUGGCACGUUGUUCGAUGAUGGUGCUGAAAUCGAAGACACUGUUGGACAACCUGUCCCUUCGCAACCGCAAUUCGAUUGGGCAUCAUUAAAAGUUGCAGAAUUGAGGACAGAGUUGAAGAGUCGGGGUCUUCCGCCAACUGGGAAAAAGGCGGAGCUUGUAGCAAGGCUGGAAGAAAACGAUUUAACGAGAUCCUCCUCGACAGAAGAUGUUAGCAGUCUGGACGUGGACGACGACGACGACGAGCUUGACUUUGCAGGGAUGGACCUUGAGGCCCUUGGUAGAGCUGCUCGCGAAGCUGUCGACGGAUUCAGCGCACAGCCCGAAGAUACCGACGUCGACGAGCUUGAUUUUGCAGAUAUGGACCUUGAGGCCCUUGGUAGGGCUGCUCGCGAGGCUGUCGAUGGUUUCAGCGCACAACCAGAAGAGAGCGACGAAGUCGACGAGAUAGACUUUGGCGAUGUAGAUAUGGAGGAAAUGGCUCGAGCUGCCCGUGAGGCUGCAGAACUAUUCGAUGGCGAGGAACCAUCGGAUGAAGUCCUCAAGAUGCUAGAGGGCGAAGAGUUUGAUUUCGGUCUUCCUGAGGAGGGUGAGAUGGAUGAUGAUGGGGGUACACCACCAACCACCGACUAUUCAAGUAUGACAGUGAAUCAAUUAAAGGAUCAGCUUCGCAGUCGGGGGCUGAAAAUCAGUGGAAAGAAAGCAGAACUGAUAGAACGGCUUCAGUCUGCAGAUGGCUAGGCAGUCAUGAUGACACUGCCAACUUAGCGACAUGAAGAAACAAACAACAAUGUCCAAGAUUACACCAACCGCUACACACAAUUCACUGGGCAUCAUUUUUGGUGUGGCAGCUACUAGUAUCAGUUUUUAUUGUAAGUUUUGUGUCAAGUUAAAUGUAAAACCUGCCUUUUCUGUACGGUGAAUGCCACAGGAUUCCAGCUCUGUGAUGUAGAGCUGGUAUCCCCGGCUCUUUUGCCUUCGGAUUCUGGG
Molecule: messenger RNA, 3791 nt
Organism: Seminavis robusta
Lineage: Eukaryota; Bacillariophyta; Bacillariophyceae; Naviculales; Naviculaceae
Source: the annotation of a GenBank genome assembly